CCGUACUCUCCGUCCCAGCGGCCUGUGCGCGGCCGGCUCGGCCUGGAACUGGAGGAAGAGGAGGCGACGCCGGGCGGGCCCUAACCGAACUGGGCCAUGAACCGAUCCCCGGACCUGUUCGACGCCAUCGUGAUGGCAGAGGAGAGGUAUCACGGUGAAGCCUAUCAGGAAGGUUACGCCGAAGGCAGCUCUCUGGGUCUGACUGAGGGGAGACGAUAUGGAGUGAGCCAGGGCGCUAACGUUGGGUCUGAGAUUGGGUGCUACCAGGGUUUUGCAUUUACAUGGAAAUGUCUGCUUUCUGAGUGCACAACUGAGAAAGACAGUAAGAAGAGAAGGAUGCUAGACUCACUCCUUGGGAUGAUGCAGAAAUUCCCUUAUGCUGACCCCACUUAUGCCCAGCUUCACGAAGAUCUGGACAGAAUUAGAGGGAAGUUUAAACAGGUUUGCUCUUUGCUAAGCGUCCAGCCCAACUUUAGAGUCGGCCCCGGAGGCUCCGCGCUUUCAUUUUGAGCAGGACAGCAAGACAGAGGCAGUGUCUGUGUGCUAAGUGUUUAAAAAUGAGAUGAAAGUCCAGACAAUGACUGGGCUUGGAGGGUUAACAGUGUCGCAACAGUGACUUCCAUCAGCCUUCUUCCUUUGUGUCCUCUCCGUGUGGCCCGUUCUUUGUCAGGGAUGCUUUGGCACCGUGGUCCAAGUGGAUGGGGGGACGGUGGCUGCAGACCCUCCUCUCCUUCCCCUGGCUUGGCCUCCAGAGAAACAGUCACAGGAUCGAGAAUGGAGAUGGAAGUGAGCGGGUAGAAUCCCCAUUGCUGCCACAGGCGAGGUCCAGAAUUCUGGUCGUUUAUCUAAAUCAUGAUGGGAACCAGAUCCUUCUCUCCUUUGGUCAGUGUCACUCCCUUGAACCUGGGCAGGGCUGGCUGAUUCCGACCCAGCGGAACAAAUUCGUAGGGGCAGCUGAUUGUGACUGGUGUCCUCUUGAGAGAAGACUUGGGAGGGAAACAAGGCAUCCUUGAAAAGACUUUACAAACUGUCCCUGUCUUCUCUUAAGUUAGCCAUUCAUUUGAAGAUGGCCAGAGAUGAGAAAAUAUGUUCAACCAAGA
Phascolarctos cinereus (koala) is the source of this 1100-nucleotide messenger RNA. RefSeq names its product LTO1 maturation factor of ABCE1 (gene LTO1). The record is from RefSeq and is a predicted model, not a curated record. Lineage: Eukaryota; Metazoa; Chordata; Mammalia; Diprotodontia; Phascolarctidae.